AUCUCGGCCGCACCAUGGCCCGGGGCCCGGGCCUCCUCGCGCUGCCCUCGCCGCCGCUGCUGGGGCUGCCACUGUUGCUGCUGCUGCUGCUGCUGCUGGCCGCGGCCACCCGCCCGGCGUCCGCGCAGGACAACUGCACGUGCGCCACCAACAAGAUGACGCUGUGCAGCCGCGCCAGCCCCGGGGGCCCCUGUCGGUGCCGCGCCCUGGGCUCGGGCCUGGAGGUGGACUGCUCCAAGCUCACGUCCAAGUGCCUGCUGCUGAAGGCGCGCAUGCACGGCUCCAAGAGCGGCCGCGGGCUGGUGCGCCCCAGCCAGCACGCGAUCGUGGACAACGACGGCCUGUACGACCCCGACUGCGACCACCAGGGCCGCUUCAAGGCGCGCCAGUGCAACCAGACGGCCGAGUGCUGGUGCGUGAACUCGGUGGGCGUGCGCCGCACCGACAAGGGCGACCAGAGUCUGCGCUGCGACGAGCUGGUGCGCACCCACCACAUCCUCAUCGACCUGCGCCACCGGCCGGCCGCCCGCGCCUUCAACCACUCGGACCUGGACGCCGCGCUGCGCCGGCUCUUCCGCGAGCGCUACCAGCUGCACCCGCGCUUCCUGGAGGCCGUGCACUACGAGGAGCCCACCAUCCAGAUCGAGCUGCGGCAGAACGCGUCGCAGAAGGCCGCGGACGACGUGGACAUCGCCGACGCCGCCUACUACUUCGAGCGCGACGUCAAGGGCGAGUCGCUCUUCCAGGGCGGCGACCGCUUCGACGUGCGCGUGCGCGGCGAGCCCCUGCACCUGGAGCGGACCCUCAUCUACUACCUGGACGAGAAGCCCCCGCAGUUCUCCAUGAAGCGCCUCACGGCCGGCCUCAUCGCCGUCAUCGUGGUGGUCGUGGUGGCCCUGGUGGCCGGCGUGGUGGUCCUGAUCAUCACCAACCGGAGGAAGUCGGGGAAGUACAAGAAGGUGGAGAUCAAGGAACUGGGGGAGUUGAGGAAGGAGCCCGGCUUGUAGGUACAGACGGACAAGGGGGUGGGUUCGGGUGGGGGGCGACGUUAGCCCGGUCCCAGGACACCUUCUGGAUUUUUGCUACCUUCUGGAUUCUUGGCCCGAAGGGGAUAUUUCUACGCCCCAACUCUUGCCUCUUCCUCUAUCCCACCCCCAUCCCUUAUCAAGUUUUUUUUUUUUUUUUUGGCCCGGGGUCAGCCCCCUUUGAAUUCUGUCUUGAAGGGAGCAUUUCUGCAAUUCCCUCUUUUUCCAACAAGGAGAAACCCGAAUGGAAGAAUUCAGGCCAGUUGGGCCUAGGGUUGUGUCUAAGGAGCAAUCGUCUGUGGAACCCACCCAGCAUCCCUGGAGCUUUCCGUUUUGAAGGUGCCAAUGAGUUGAGAGGGGAAGACAGCGCCAGGGCCAGUUUGGCUGGCUUAUUAGCGCCCCCCUGCUCGCUUUCUUGGCCUUCUGGGUGCGAAGAGGAGGUGGGUCUUGUGCUCUGGGAACCCUUGGGCACCAGCCCUGUGACCCACCUCCUACACCCCACUCCUCCUUAUUACACCCAUGUCUCUGAGGGCAGACUCGGCCCCAGAAACUGCGUCUGUUCUGCAGCU
Molecule: messenger RNA, 1594 nt
Organism: Sorex fumeus (smoky shrew)
Lineage: Eukaryota; Metazoa; Chordata; Mammalia; Eulipotyphla; Soricidae
Gene: TACSTD2
Product: tumor associated calcium signal transducer 2
Exons: 1
Coding region: 15-1007 (330 amino acids)
Biological process (GO): positive regulation of stem cell differentiation
Cellular component (GO): nucleus; membrane
Source: RefSeq, a predicted model, not a curated record